Messenger RNA from Staurois parvus, 368 nucleotides. Lineage: Eukaryota; Metazoa; Chordata; Amphibia; Anura; Ranidae. The record is from the annotation of a GenBank genome assembly.
AGCUCAUGCUAUGUGGUAUGCAGGAGAUCGACAUGAAUGACUGGCAAAAGAAUACAAUCUAUCGGCACUACACAAAAAACAGCAAGCAGGUCCAGUGGUUCUGGCAGGUGGUGAAAGAAAUGGACAACGAGAAGCGGAUCAGAUUGCUGCAGUUUGUGACGGGAACCUGCCGCCUUCCCGUGGGCGGAUUCUCAGAGCUCAUAGGAAGUAAUGGACACCAGAAGUUUUGCAUUGAUAAAGUUGGCAAAGACACUUGGCUGCCCCGGAGUCACACCUGCUUCAACAGACUGGACCUGCCUCCUUACAAAAGCUACGAACAGCUGAAAGAAAAGCUCCUUUUUGCCAUUGAGGAAACGGAAGGGUUUGGC